Blastocystis hominis is the source of this 402-nucleotide messenger RNA. RefSeq lists its product as hypothetical. Gene Ontology annotation, molecular function: proton transmembrane transporter activity. Lineage: Eukaryota; Bigyra; Opalinata; Blastocystidae. Gene Ontology annotation, biological process: proton transmembrane transport. The transcript is spliced from 3 exons. The record is from RefSeq and is a predicted model, not a curated record. Gene Ontology annotation, cellular component: proton-transporting two-sector ATPase complex, proton-transporting domain. Bases 1 to 402 code for a protein of 133 amino acids.
AUGGGAGGCUGUGUUAAGGCGCCUAGAAUCCGAUCGAAGAAUUUAAUUAGUAUUAUUUUCUGCGAAGCAAACGCUAUUUAUGGGAUCAUCAUUGCUGUUAUCCUUAUCAACAAAGUGUCUGCCAGUGGUUACGUCGAUGGGAACUUGCGUCCUGAUUAUGACAUUGCCUCAAUGUAUUUUGCUGGCUAUGCGAUCUUCAGCGCAGGUCUUAGUGUGGGUUUGUCGAAUAUUACGAGCGGCUUGUCCGUUGGUAUUUGUGGGUCUAGUUGCGCGCUGAGUGAUGCCCAGAACGGAGAGCUCUUUGCGAAGAUGCUUAUUGCGCAGAUUUUUGCAUCGGCUCUUGGAAUUUACGGCAUUAUCAUUGGAAUUAUCGUCAGUAACUUUGGUCAGUUCCCGAAUUAA